Messenger RNA from Aspergillus campestris IBT 28561, 2432 nucleotides. Its product is annotated as OSTA/TMEM184 family protein. NCBI's taxonomy places the organism in Eukaryota, Fungi, Ascomycota, Eurotiomycetes, Eurotiales, Aspergillaceae. The transcript has 7 exons. Bases 211 to 2079 code for a protein of 622 amino acids. The record is from RefSeq and is a predicted model, not a curated record. Gene Ontology annotation, molecular function: transporter activity. Gene Ontology annotation, biological process: transport.
ACGCAAUCUCGCUCCACAACGCCCUCAUCCUUUGACUAUGCGAUAGUCCCUUUCUGGUUUAGGGGACUUUCUAGCCAAUUUUGACGAGCUUGAUAUUUUUGCGCGUAUUCUUUUCCGAGCCCUCUCGCUUCGUACCUCUUAUUGAAGGGUCACCUGGAUUUACGGCAUGCUUUACCCGCAGACAUAACACAGGGGCGCGUGCGGUUGACAAUGGUCAUUUCUAAUCCGUCCGGGGGCACUGGCUCGAGUUUGGCGCGGGCCGUCGUCAUUGUUACUGGUGUCUCGUCGCUGGUUGCCUCUCUCAUAUCGAUUUUAUCCAUUUGGCUUCAGGCAAAGAACUACCGGAAGCCCUUACACCAACGCUAUGUGGUUCGCAUUCUCUUGAUGGUUCCGAUAUACGCGGCGGCGUCUUGGGCCAGUAUUGUUUCAUCAGUCGCCGCUCAAGUGCUGGACCCCAUUCGUGACAUCUAUGAGGCUUUUACGAUCUACACGUUUUUCCAACUCCUCAUCAACUUUCUUGGCGGCGAAAGAUCCAUCAUCAUCUUGACCCAUGGUCGCCCUCCGGUAGAUCACACCUGGCCGCUAAACUAUUGCCUUCCCAAACUCGACAUCUCCGAUCCCCAGACCUUCUUGUCGGUGAAGCGCGGGAUCCUUCAGUAUGCCUGGCUGAAACCGAUCUUGGCCUUGGUAUCGAUCAUAAUGAAGGCCACCGGUACCUACCAAGAAGGCUACCUGGGAAUAUCUUCUGGGUAUCUCUGGACGGGGAUCGUGUAUAAUAUAAGCGUCACCGUCAGUCUCUAUUCGUUGGCCAACUUUUGGGUUUGCCUUCACAGCGACUUGGUGCCAUUCCGCCCCGUGCCCAAGUUUCUGGGCGUCAAACUUAUCAUUUUCGCCUCAUACUGGCAGGGGUUCUUCCUGUCGAUCCUCCAGUGGCUUGGGGCACUGUCCAACGGCGUUCCGGGAUACACCCCCGACAAUUUAGCGGCUGCCAUUCAAGAUGCUCUGAUCUGUUUCGAGAUGCCCAUCUUCGCAAUCGCACAUUGGCAUGCGUUUUCGUGGCAUGACUAUGCGGACCCCUCCGUCUCGGCGGCUCGGUUGCCCGUAGCAUACGCUCUGCGCGAUGCCUUUGGUGCCAGAGACUUGGUCGAAGACACGAAGAUGACCUUGCGCGGAGAGAACUAUGAGUAUCGGCUGUUCGACUCGGGUGAUCACAUUAUAGCACACGCUGAGUCUCGGUCGCGGGUAAGGCGUAUCCAGCAUGGCAUGCGAUAUGAACGUGGCGGGAAGGGAAAGUAUUGGAUUCCUAUGCCCGGAGAGGCCAACAGUCGAACACCAUUAUUGUCCGGUUCCUCCGACGGCGACCGACGAGGCAGCGCUGCAGAUCGAUACAAUUCGCCCAGUGAUGUGGAGGACUUCGGUCUGGACGAAGAGCAUGAGAGACUGUUCGCUCAGGCACGGGAACUCGAGUUCGGCGACUGGAAUUACCCUGUAAUCACCGCCCACGAGAUACCGAGGGAUCAACGUCUGCCGAGUUCUUCGAGCUACCAGGGGGACCAGCAGCCUGAAUUGGUCAAGAAGGCCCGCAAGCAUCGCAGAAGUCGUUCAUCGAAAGGACCCGAUUCCCGCCGCAGCAGUGGGAGUUCCCACGUCUCUCACGUCUCUCCGAAAAAGCACGAUGACGACCAUGAUGGCGAUGGCGAUGGCGAUGGCGAUGGCGAUGGCGAUGGCGAUGACGAUGACGAUGCAGGGGAACGGCCGGGCUCAGCCGGUUCUUCUGCCUCUCGGAGCUCGCGUAGCAGUCAACUCGUCGAUAUCGUAGUGGAGGACCGAGAAGCCGAAGCCGAGGAACGUAUCCAUGCCGAGCGAGCGUUUGGCUCCACACCAGCUGAACCCGACCAGCAGAAGCUCUUCCGGAGAGCCACUGGCAUGUCAGAGUCCGGGGACGAGCAGGAAGCCGACGCCCCGCGUAGUUCGACACAUCUAGCUGUUCCAAGAGAUGGAAACACCCACGACGGAAACACUCAAGCACGGAUAUGGACUUCAGGUGUCUUGGACGAGGAGAAUGUCUGGGGCCGGUAGAAGCCAUGCGUGCCUCAUCACACAUAGCCAAGCCUUUUGGCACCCCUGGCGGCACCCAUGUGCGACCGGGCCAAACUCCAAUCUUCACUCAAUAUGCGUGGUUAUUUCGGGAUGCAGCAUAACUUAUUAGCUUCAAAAUCCCCGGCGAGGGAGAUUUAUAAAUAGUAUGAAACGCCAGGUACUCGGUAGUCCGGUACGUCCGGAUAAAACGAGGAGCUCUGGGCAGCUAUCACACUUGGUCAAUGCAACACACAAAGGCCUGAAAUCAUCCAUCUCGGGGAUGGCCUACAUAGUUAUUGACAUCUCUCCACACGUACUUUGGGAGUCGACGGCAAGCACCCAAGCCAAUGCAG